Molecule: messenger RNA, 2414 nt
Organism: Limanda limanda (common dab)
Lineage: Eukaryota; Metazoa; Chordata; Actinopteri; Pleuronectiformes; Pleuronectidae
Exons: 3
Coding region: 17-1360 (447 amino acids)
Source: RefSeq, a predicted model, not a curated record
UUACUGGCGGUAGAAGAUGGAGGCGGCCACGGAGGAGCCCUCGGCCCCGGAGCAGGAGGCCUCCGGCCCGGCAGCAGCAGCGGUGCUGGCCCCGGUGCUGGCCCCGGAGAUGUGCGAGCUGUACCGGCUGCAGGAGGCCGGGCUGCGGCGGCGGAGGCACCGGGAGCUGGUGGACCGGGACCGGAGGAGGAGGCAGUACCUGCGGAGGAGACGAGCCUUCCUCCUGUCCUCCGUGGCGGCGGCGCUCAGCCUCCUGUCCGGCACCAGCCGGCCCGUGUGGGUCCGGGACCGGGGCCCGGGGCAGAACCUGUGGGCCGCGGCCGAGGCCUUCGACGACGAGCAGUGGAAGGCGCAGUUCCGCGUGUCCCGGUCCACCUUCGACUUCCUGCUGGAGCUCAUCGGGCCCGCCAUCAAGCGCCGCCGGACGAACUACCGGGUCCCGAUCGAGCCGGGCCGGCGGCUGGCCAUCACCCUGUGGUGGCUGGCCCGCUCCGGGGAGUACCGCUCCAUCGCGGACAUGUUCGGAGUCGGCAUCGCCACCGUGUGCAACAUCGUGCGGCAGGUGGCCUGCGCGCUGGUGCAGCGGCUGUUCCACCGGUUCGUGUCGCUCCCCUCCGGGCCCCGGCUGGACGCCACGCUGCAGGCCUUCCGGGACCGGUGCUACCCGCAGUGCGCCGGGGCCAUCGGCGGGACCCACAUCCCCAUCGCCCCCCCCAGGGACAACCCGGACCACUACAUCAACCGCAGCGGCUGGCACUCCGUCAUCCUGCAGGCGGUGGUGGACCACAACGUCCGCUUCACGGACGUGUACGCCGGUUGGCCCGGAAGCAGCAACAGCGCCACCGUGCUGUGCAGUUCCGACCUGUACCUGAAAGCUGAGGACCGGCCCGACGGGUACCUGUUCCCCAGAGAGAGGUCGCUCCUGUCCGACGGCGUGGAGAUCCCCGUGCACCUGAUCGGCGACGCCUCCUUCCCUCUGAAGCCGUGGCUGAUGAAAGGUUACAGCGAGGAGCAGCAGCUGUCCCCGGAGCAGCGCCGCUUCUCCUACACCGUGAGCUCCGCCCGCUCCGUGGUCGACGCCGCCUUCACCCGCCUGAAAGGACGCUGGAGGUGUCUGCUGAAGAAGAGCGACAUCGACAUCUCCAUGAUGCCCCGGGUCGUGGCGGCGUGCUGCGUCCUGCACAACGUCUGCGAAGCGCGAGGAGACGGCUUCCUCCCGGAGUGGAGCGUGGACACGUCCCCCUCGGGGGCGUGUCUCCGUCAGCCCGACCCCGAAGCGUACGCAGGAGACACGUACUGCACGGCCGAGGUCAUCAGAGACACCGUCACCUACAACCUGCUGAGCAUCCUGCAGUACUGAGACAGGUCCCUGUUACCAUGGUGACGGUCCCCGGGGACACCUGCAGUACUGAGACAGGUCCCUGUUACCAUGGUGACGGUCCCAGGGGACACCUGCAGUACUGAGACAGGUCCCUGUUACCAUGGUGACUGUCCCAGGGGACACCUGCAGUACUGAGACAGGUCCCUGUUACCAUGGUGACUGUCCCAGGGGACACCUGCAGUACUGAGACAGGUCCCUGUUACCAUGGUGACUGUCCCAGGGGACACCUGCAGUACUGAGACAGGUCCCUGUUACCAUGGUGACUGUCCCAGGGGACACCUGCAGUACUGAGACAGGUCCCUGUUUCCAUGGUGACGGUCCCCGGGGACACCUGCAGUACUGAGACAGGUCCCUGUUACCAUGGUGACUGUCCCAGGGGGACACCUGCAGUACUGAGCCCAGAGACAGGGUCCCUGUUACCAUGGUGACGGUCCCCGGGGACACCUGCAGUACUGAGCCCAGGGUCCCUGUUACCAUGGUGACGGUCCCCGGGGACACCUGCAGUACCGAGCCCAGAGACAGGUCCCUGUUACCAUGGUGACGGUCCCAGGGGACACCUGCAGCACUGAGACAGGUCCCUGUUUCCAUGGUGACGGUCCCAGGGGACACCUGCAGUACUGAGACAGGUCCCUGUUUCCAUGGUGACGGUCCCAGGGGACACCUGCAGCACUGAGCCCAGGGUCCCUGUUACCAUGGUGACGGUCCCAGGGGACACCUGCAGUACUGAGCCCAGAGACAGGUCCCUGUUACCAUGGUGACGGUCCCAGGGGACACCAGUGUAUUGACCCAUUCAUCUCCAACUCUGAUCAACACUAAACCUUUGUUUUUUUUUACAUUUACUUUAUAUUUUUGUACUCUUCCACUUAAAGGUAAAUAUGUAUAUUUUGUACUUUUUACUGUACAACCUUUAUUAACAGAUUUUAUUACUAGUUGAAAUGUUUCAUAAAACUCUUUUGUUCUGAUUAAACGUCACAUCGCCUGUUAAGCAGCGGAGGUAAAGCAAGAAUUAUUAAUAUUAUUCAUGAUGUGAGUG